CGCUGGCUUUCCGCAACGGCCGAACUGCGGCUGCAAGAUCUAGAAGUGUGCGAUUGUGCGGAGAGAGAGCACUAGAACGCUCCGAAAUAAAGCCCGCGCGAACGACGAAAGGACGUGCGUAUUAUGCGCUGGAAGCCGGCCGUCAUUCGAGUCUGCCGCACUAGUCGUCUCGUCGAGUGAACACUCGGACAGAUAACGAGAGGAAAUAGCAGAGUAUUACUCACAUUAUCGGACGCGCUGCCGGCGGCGAGGUUACGCGCGCGCGCGCGAGACAUAGAGGAGAGCACCUCAACCCCGCGCGCGCCUUUUGCUUCCGCCUCGGAGCUGCGGACAGCUAGGCUCUGGUAGGAAUCGACGAACCCGCACUUGUGUACGCUCAUCCACGCCAAGAUGCUCCGGACGAAGAAGGAAGUCGACCGCCACGUGCAGGACAUCUUCCGCAAACUACAGGACGAGACCGAGAGAACCUUGAGGUGUUACAAAAUAGCUGAACUCUACUACAAUGUUGGUGACUACGAAUCUGCUAGACGCUACCUUUCUCGAUAUGUCGAGUUUCGCACAGAGGCAAAGGGACACAAACUCAUGGGCCAGAUACUCGAGGCUCUGGGACAAAAGGAAGCAGCGGUUGUUCAGUACAAGCGUGCUUUUGAGCUCGAGCCAAGACAAGAAGAGCUUAUUCUAAAAGUGUGUCAACUGCUGGCUGAUCCAGAAGUUGGAAUUGAUGUUAACCGUGCUAAAUACUGGGUCGAUAGAGCUGACAAACUCUUUCCUCCUCACAAGUCAGUUUUCCAGCUGAAGGAGAAAAUCUUAUCAAUAGAAAGACCCACAAAUAAUGAACAAGAUCUUGAGAACCUCAUCACUGCCGAAUUAGCCACACGACCAACAGAUGUCCAUCUCCGUGUAAAACUUAUAAAGCAUUACAUGGAAAGAAGCAAACUUGAUGAAGCUUAUAAACAUGCUACAGACAUUGAAGCAUCUAGCAUUCACAGAGACAGUGUGAUCUGGUAUCAAGUACUGUGUGAAUUAUUUCUCAAGUGCAAAUACAAUCAUCAGACAAUGUGGUCAUUUUGGAUUUCAUACAUUUCUGCACUGGAGCGUUAUGCCGCCUUAUCACUCAAAGAACAAGGCAGCUCAGUCAGAAAAACUUCUGAAGCCAUUCAAGCUGUUUAUAACUUUGAUCAACAUCUUUUUGAGGCCAAAGGUCAGAGUUUUUCGAGUUACCCGUCCUUGACCGAAAGCAUUUUCGUGCACAUGUGGGGUCAGCUGCACUUUCAUUUGGCUUGCUUGCUCAUACAAAACACCCAGCGCGAGCAAGGCAGCUGGAGCGAAGCGGGUCGUUUGUGCGCACCCUUGCUGCUCACCGCCAUGCACGUCAAACCCAUCGACUUGACGGCUUCUUGGGCUACUCAUCUCGAGGCACCUCUGAAAAAUCAGCUGCAAAUUUGGUAUCGCGAGGGAUCGUAUCGCUGCAGUCAAGCUGGUCACGUACUCCACGACUACGCUAGAGGCAAUCAAAAGAAACUUAUCAGUAAUAUAGAGAAGUUUUGUAGCGGCUCUUGGAGAGAACGAGUUUACCAGAGAAUUUUUGUGGGUAAAAUCUAUCAAAAAAUUCGUAGCUCAUAUUUCACGAACAACAAUGCAACGACUCCUCCAUUCCGACUUGUCUCGCACAAUGAAUUGAAAAGAUUUGACGAAGUUGCUGAAGAAGUAUGGCCGUAUUCCCUUCAUCACCAAGUCUGGCCGGCUAUAAAGUCACGCAAUAGCAACAGUAACAGUAGUAGUUUGCACUCAAGCAGAUACGAAGGGCCUCAGCCAAAUUUGACCUCCCACUUGUUCCCAGAUUUACAAUUCUCUGUUUACAAUCUUAGCCAAGCUUCACCUGUUACCCUGAGUCACCUAGAUGUCGAUGCUUUUCUAAAUGCAGCAGCCUUGUGCGCAACGGCGGUUGUUGAAGAACAACAGCGGAACACACUUUGGAAUUCUGACCGACUACCAACUUUACCAGCAGAUUUAACCAACCCGCUGUGUUCUGAUGAACAAGAAAAAUGGUGGCGUGCUGCUUACAAAAUGUAUCGUAAAGAGACUAUAGACGAUAUUGGCGAUACCAGACAAUGCUUGCAGCGGGGGUUAGAAGUUGUGCGUUGCAUUGGCAAUCACGGUUUACAUUCUUCCGUUUUAGUUCACUUAGCUAGGAUCUUCCAUUACAGGGCAAAACAAUUAAAGGAGAAAAAUAGAGAAAGCAGCGACAUUCCUGCCUUAGAGGCUCGCUCGGAAAUGUACUGGUCUGCUGCGGUUCCUUUACUUGAAAGACUGCAAAAUAAUCAGGCGAUUCGCUCGUCGCAUGUAAAAUUAUUUGACUACAUAGGAAAAGACAUGAAUAAUAUGGAAUUAACACAUGCAAUUGAAGAAGGCAAAAUAUUGUUGGCACAGAAACUUGUCAGAGACAAACUUUAUGAGCAAGCAAUAGAGGCUCUUCGAGCUUUAAAAUGCCCAGAAGCAUCAUUUGAACAGGGCAAGAUUUACAAAAUAAUGGCCGAUGAGACAAUGAGCAAUUUACCGAAGGAGAGUGUUACCUCGGAAAUGAGAUCUCAGCACAUCAUUAUUUUAUCGAAAGCCCGUAACUGUUUUUACCUCACUCUGGAUCGUUUACGCAGCCCGGACGCUGAUCCUAAACAUCCAUUAAAUUCAGAACUCGGUACUCACAUUACCGCAGUGGAGAACGAACUUAGAAGAAUCGAUCCAGACACUUUAUAUGCGGAUCGUAACCGUAACGAUUGCGAUGAUCUCUCUGAAGAAAGUUACUCAUCGGCACACAGUGAUGAGCAUCCUCUAGUAACUAAUUCCUUGCCAGUAAUGAAUAAUUCGUUGCAAACACCAAUGAGAAGCAUUCGUCGAACACCAAGACAAUCUAGUACACCUAGACAUCAGAAUCAAGAUAUGUUAGAUGUAUCCCGUAAUCGUAAUGAAGCACGACCAAGCCCUGAACGUCUCGAUGCACAAAUUCGCCAACUCGUUCACUCGGUCGAAUCAUUAACAGAGCAAAAUCGUGAACAGCACAGAGAUAUCAAAAUGAUAAUAUCAAAACUUGAUGAGCUUGAUAUCAAAAUUAGUGCUCGCAAGGAGAACACCAAACCGCGUCCUCAACCUCCAGUCAAUCAGAAUCCAGUCAAUCUAGAGGAUGAACUGUAUGGCUACAGUGAAGAAGAUUACAGAGACUAUGCUAACUACAGCAGUACCUCACUGCCAACUCCAGCCGCCAACCGCACCUCGGCUCUUGUGCAAAAUCUAUUCGCUGCCCAACGCCAUCCUUACUCACCACUCGUCUAUCCACCUCCUGCGGCCGCUGGAGCUCUUCCUGGCUACUGCUCAAACAAUGGUUUGCCCUACGAUGCAGCGACGGCCGCCGCAGUUGCAGCUGCGGGACAGCACUUACCCGGUUUCUAUUCUGCUGUGGCAGCCGCAUAUCCUAUUCCUUCACCCUACCGCGGAGGCUUGGAUUCCAUAUCACAAAUGCAGGAGAAUGUGCUGCAACACGGAAUAUUCGGUCAGCGAUUGGGUGGACAAUUGCCCGAUUACACGGCUAAUCAGCAUAUUGCACCCCCACAACAACAACAGUUACCAAAUCAAGUUAGACCUUCGCCAAACCAACUUGGACAUCAGAUGUUGCAAGAAUUGAGACCUACGCAGGUCAAUGACCCAGCCAAGAAUGAACCUAAGCUUGGCUAUGCUCCACCAAGCGAGCCAAGUGUAUCGGAGCCUGCGUAUUCAGUUCAGCCUAAAGACCCCAGUAACGUCAGUUCAACUACAACAUCAGCCGGUUCACGUAACGCAUUGCCUGCCAACGUUGUCAUGACCACCUCGGAUACCCUACCGACGACAGUUCCGUCUAUCCAUCCUACGUUCAGUGUCACGAUACCUGCUCAGCACAGAUUAGGAGUCUCACCUUCGCCGGCUGCCAACCAACAACCGCAUCAACAAUUUCAGGGUAACGAGCAAGUGCCCCACAGCUAUCAGAUAUCAAUGCCGUCGCAGCCGACAAUACCUACUACUGUCAUUCUGCCACCGCUUUCUGCUACCCUUACUAUAAGCUCGCCAAUCAUCAAGCCUCAGGAUAAUCAAAAUUCGAGCAUCGUGUCAACCGGUUCACGCCACAGCAGUUCCGAUGUGACAGAAGUUGAGCACGACCCGAUCCCCGAUUUCGCACCAAUUAUUCCUUUGCCGGAUGAAGUGCCGGUCACCACCGGUGAGGAGAACGAAGAGGAGCUUUACUGUGCUCGUGCCAAACUUUUCCGGUUUGUCGACAAAGAGUGGAAGGAGCGUGGAAUUGGUAACGUCAAGUUACUGAAGAAUACUGAGGGCAAAAUACGGCUGCUCAUGAGACGCGAGCAGGUCCUUAAGAUUUGUGCUAAUCACAUGCUCAGAAAGGACAUGGAACUAACAAUGAUGAAGAAUAAUGAAAAGGCAUACAUUUGGGUGGCUAAUGACUUCGCUGAUGAGGAGCUGAGGCUCGAAAAGCUUUGUAUUAGAUUCAAAACAGUAGAGGAAGCUGCUAGUUUUAAGGAGAACUUUGAUAAGGCCAAGAAUAGUUUACCUGAUGAGGAAGCUAAACCAGCCACAGAAACGAACACCGCGUCUAGCGGCACUGACAAGUCUUCAAUUAAACCGACAAAGCCCGACACAGUACCUUCUAACAAACCGGUAGAGAAGAUCGGUGGUUUCUCGUUUACUUCAUCGCCAAUCAUCCAGAAGGCGCCUAGUGCAGUCGAUACACCAGAACAAAAGAAGCCUGAAGAACAAGCCAAACCUAGCCCCUUCGCAUCUUUCUCGUUUGUCAAAUCGACCGAACCAGCAGCAACAGCAGCUAAAACUCCCACUACUGGAGGAUUCAGUUUCGGGAGUCCUGCGACACCAGGCACUCAGACACCCAUCUUUGGCCAAGAUCUUUCCAAGGCGACUCUCAGACGUCCUCUUGCUGCUGGACCUACUGAUCUGUCCAAAGGAAGUGAAGUGAGCCGCAUAGAAGAUGGUGAAAUCGUUAUUGCAGAACAAAAUAUCAACCUUAUGCACUAUACGAGUGAUAACAAAUUGUGGAAAGAGAAGGGCAUUGGAAUUAUUAAAGUUCUAUUUGAAAAAUCAACUGGUAGAGUUCGCCUUCUGAUGAACACGGAGGACAACUCAAAGACUAUUUACAAUCAAAUAGUACCACCAAGAACUGUAUUUAAUUUGAAAUCAGAUACCGUAAACUGGACAAUGGAAAAUGAGAAAAAUAAACCUGAUUCUUAUCUAGCACGAUUCAAAAAUUACGAUCAGGCCUCGCUAUUCCAAAAAUCUUUGAUGGGAUACUUGGAAAAAUCAGCAAAGCUAGCAAGCAGCAACAAAUCGACUAGCUCUAGCUCAUCUUCACAACAGAAACCUCUGUCGGAAAUGUUCAAGCCAGCUGCAGGUUCAUGGGAGUGCAAGGGUUGCUAUAUGCGCAACAGCGCUUCAGCCAAGAACUGCGUGGCUUGCCAAGCACCUUCUCCUUCUACUGAUGCAGCAGUGACAGCACCCGCGACUAGACCAACUAUUCAAACUGUCAGCAAAAACUUGUUUGAUCAGUUUAAACCAGCAGCUGGUUCAUGGGAAUGUAAGGACUGCUACACGCGUAAUGAUGCCGGUGUCACUAAGUGCGUAGCUUGCCAAGCCGCAGCACCAGGUCAACCGGCUACGGAAAUACCAGCGCCUGCCGUAACAACAUCUACAACUAGCAAACCCUUGUCGGAGUUGUUCAAGCCGGCGGCGGGUUCCUGGGAGUGCAAACAAUGUUAUGUUGUCAAUAGCCAGUCGAACCAAUAUUGUGCUGCCUGUGAUAAGGCCAAAGAUCCGUCCAUGCCACCCAAACCUAAGACUACUGGCGGAUUUCUGAUUAAUUCACAAGCACCUGAUACCAAGCCAACCUUCUCAUUCGGAAUUCCACAGGCCGCUCAACCAGCAGCAGCCAAACCAAGCGCAGGUUUCACUUUCAAUUUCGCAACCAAACCCGUUAGCGAGAAUGCCGUUUCUUCACCCAUCAACAUUUUCGCCAACAAAUCACCUAAUGCGAGCUUCCAAUUUGGCAUGCAACCUCCCAGCACACCGCCUAGUUCCGGAGGAGGAAAUUUUACUUUUGGUUCACCCGGCAAAUCCUUCGAUUUCCAGUUUCAAGCUAAGUCGCCGCCAGUCAAAUCACCCGAACGCCAUGAGACUAGUGACGAGGAUGUCGUCGAGGAAGCCGAGGACGUGUACUUUGCUCCCGUUAUACCCCUUCCUGAUAAAAUUGAAGUCAAGACUGGUGAAGAAAAUGAAGAUGUGUUGUACAGUCAUAGAGCAAAAUUGUUUAAAUUUGAUUCAGCUACCAAAGAGUGGAAAGAAAGAGGUUUGGGUGAUAUUAAGCUUUUGAGGCAUGUGGAAACAAAGAAGCUUAGGCUUGUCAUGAGGAGAGAUCAGGUAUUGAAAUUGUGCUUGAACCACGCGGUAACGCCAGCACUGGAAAUUUCAUCAAAGGAUGAUAAGACGUGGAUGUGGACAGCUGGUGAUUACAGUGAAGGAGAAAUCGAAUAUAUGCAAUUUGCUUGUCGAUUCAAGACGCCCGAAAUUGCUGCAGAUUUUAAGAAGGCCGUUGACAAUGCUUGCAGUGGUGUCGAGAACACUAGUACUGCUAGCACUAGCGCAGUUUCUAGUAUAACUACAGCUACCAAAAAAGACUCUUCUCCAGAUAUUGAGGUCGUUUAUGAGACCAAAGUUACUCCUGAUGAAAAAGCCGCAGCACUGAAACUGCAACUACCCGAGAACUUUUAUUCGUAUAAAUACAAAUCUGACUGCCCAGGCUGUAGAGGCUGCAAAGAUUCAGACGAGUCUCUCUUUAAGAACGACAAAACAAAGGCACAUCAACCAUCUGUGCAAGCAAAACCAAAUGCACCCAUCUUUGUCAAAGCGAAUGAUUCAGCCCCAGUAUCUGCGAGCGCAUCUGCUUUCGGAAACAUAUUCACCAAACCCGCAACCACCACCGCUUCGAUAACACAACCUGGUUCUGGACUUAAGAUGGCAUUCGGUACCUCAACCCCACCGAUUUUCGGAGGUGGUAAGAGCACUUUAGGGGAUGACAAUACAGCAAAGUCAACAAGUUUUGUCUUCGGCCUAUCAAACCCUAUAAUCUCCUCUGUUAAACCUGACUCUCAAGGCUCCACUGGUCUUGAAAAUUUGAAAAUCUGUGAGCCCACAGCAAAACCUCAAGUAUCUUCCACAACAACCGCCACCACUACUGCAAACAUAUUCGGUGGCUUUGGAGGUAGCUCGACUACUGCUGCUUCAACGAAACCUCCUUCUACUUCAAUCUUCAGUCCACCCGCAAAGAACAUCUUCGGUGAAUCCAAGCCGGUAUUUGGAGAAAGUAAGCCAAUCUUUGGAGAGUCUAAGCUUGCGUUUGGAGAGUCAAAACCUCUUACGAUGAACUCGGGCAUUUUUGGAGAAAGCAAACCCCCUGCAGCAAAUAUCUUUGGAGGUACAGCUGCACCAACUGCGGCUGUGACGGCCACGACAACCAGUAGUACCACUAACUCGAUAUUUGGUACAACCACAACGAUUACUUCAAUGUUUGGUGGAACAGCAAGUACUUUGCCAAGCUUUGGAGCACUUGCUAACCAGGGUAACACUACUGCGAACGGAGGUUUGUUUAGUUCGAGUACUUUUGGUAGUACCACACCUGCCCUUGACGCCAAAUCUACAACUGUAUCAGCACCAGCGUCCACGACGACUACUACAACAGUCGGUAGCACAAUAUUCGGUGGCAACGCUGCAACCCAGUUUACAUCCAAGUUAACUUUCGGUACUGGUGUAGCUCCGACCACUAAUGUUUUUGGCAACCUAAGUAGCGGCACUUCCAAUAUCUUCGGUGGAUCCAAACCUUCAACAGGAGAUAGCGAAUCGAAAAAGGAGAGCGCAGUCAAUUUUUUGCCUACUGAGAAUUCGCUGUCUUUCUCGACACUUGCGCAGAAUGUUCCAGCGGAACAGAAGCCAGCUUUUAAGACGGAUCCAAACUUUACGUUUGAAGGAGCAGGAGCUUCAGUAUUUGGUGUUAAAAAUGCUCAAAAGACCGGAGAUAAGACUAAAAAAACACCGAAUUCUAAGAAGGACAAAGCAAAAGAUGACGAUGACGAGGAUGGUGAUGAUGAAAAUGAGAAUGGAGAUGAACAUGAUCCAUACUUUGAGCCCAUUAUUCCUUUGCCAGAUGCUAUUGAAGUUCGAACCGGAGAAGAAGAUGAAGAGAAAGUGUUCUGUCACCGUGCUAAGCUCUACAGAUAUGACAACAAUACAAAAGAAUGGAAGGAGCGAGGCACUGGUGAGAUGAAGUUGCUCCACCAUGCGGAGCACGGUACUUAUCGUCUGCUAUUGCGACGUGAGCAGGUACACAAGGUCGUGUGCAAUCUGCUUCUGACCUCGGAUCUGGAGUUCCGUGAGCUUAACUCAUCGGACCGGGCUUGGGUGUGGGCUGGCAUGAACUACGCCGAGGCAGAUAGUCCCGAGGUUGAACAGCUUGCAGUGAGGUUCAAAACGCCUGAGCUAGCCUCACAGUUCAAAGAAGCGGUGGACAAAGCCCAACAGGCCCUCGCCGAAAAGCAGAUGCAAGACAUUCAGAAUGCAGCAUACGACAGCGGUGAGGAGGAUUAUCCGGAGGGCGGUGAAUACGACGAGGAUGAAGAAGAGGAAAACGAUGAAGAGGAGGACGAAGAGGAUGAAGACCAGGUGACGAUGUUUGAGAAGCGAGCAACGGUGUAUGCGCAAAACGAGGGCGAAGUUGGCUGGAAGCAUGUAGCAAUGGGCAACCUCAAGGUCCUCUAUGACUCGUCCUUUUUCGGAGUCAAAAUCGUUGUCGAGAAUGAUAACAACGAGCUAGCUAGCGAAACGGUCAUCAGUGUCGACACCACUAUGCAGUACAAUGAAAAAGAAUGCACGUGGGCAGCAAUUGACUAUGCAGUGGAGCCUCAAGUGCGACGCACUUUAAGGGCUGUUUUUUCGUCAAGCCAGACCGCCGAGCAAAUGUACCAAACCUUCCAAGAAGGACUAGAAUGUGCCACAAAAGCGGAUAUUCGAGAAUAAAUCGUUUGUUUGCUUUCGUCAAAAUAGGAAAAGAAAUCACGCGAACAAUUCGAUUUUUUAAAAGAAUUUUUGGAAUUAUUAGUGUAUAAACAAAACUAUAGCGUUUUUACGUAAAAAAUAGAACGACGAACAAUCCUAGAAUUUUUAAAGUUCAAGAGGAGCUGUAAUGAUUAUAUUUACCUUUGUUCGUCUGUUUUUAGUUAUUUUUUCAACUCUUGUAAUUAUAAUGAUCCUGUAAAUGAAAGAAACGAAAAGAAGCUAGUGCAACUAAUUUUAGGAGGAGUGAUUUUUUUUUUCGUUUCGUUUUUUCUUGUUUUUUAAGUAUGCAAUCUUGCGGCGAUUCCCUGGCUAUGAGCAAUGCGGUCUCGCGCGUAAAACGCCAAUCAUGUAGUUCAAAGAUCAGCCAUCUAUUUUUGUGUAAAUUGGCUUGUGAUAAUGAUUAUUAUUAUUAUAAACCAAAUUUUAUUUAUAAAUAGAAUUAAAAAAUGACUCCAUCUAAGUACUUUAAUUUGUAAACUUGUCUUAUAUCUUAAGAUCUAAACUUACAUUUUGAUUAGAAAUCAUUCAAUAAAAAAAUAUUUCCUAAGUUAUACAA
Messenger RNA from Nasonia vitripennis (jewel wasp), 9709 nucleotides. Its product is annotated as E3 SUMO-protein ligase RanBP2. Gene Ontology annotation, biological process: intracellular transport. NCBI's taxonomy places the organism in Eukaryota, Metazoa, Arthropoda, Insecta, Hymenoptera, Pteromalidae. Gene Ontology annotation, molecular function: GTPase activator activity; protein binding. The coding region runs from base 391 to 9114 and encodes 2907 amino acids. The record is from RefSeq and is a predicted model, not a curated record. Gene Ontology annotation, cellular component: cytoplasm; nuclear pore. The transcript is spliced from 34 exons.